CCGAUCGUUCAAUGCUUCCACCAUGCUUCCACCAUGGGGAUCUGCGGAUGGCUGGCUGUGGCACUGGUGGCAUUGGCAACAGCUGAGGCGCCUUUCCCCGACUAUGACUGCCGUCACCUGGACGGCCACGGCCGCUUGUUGGACUGGGCGGCGUGGCGAACAGAGCUGCAGACUGCCCAGAGUUGGCUGGCCACAUCCCAAGGAGUCCUGGCGAAGUUGUCACAACACCGAGACCGUGCCAUGGAGGAGUGUCCUUUGGGUUUGCUGAUGGCAGAUGUGUUGAGGAUGUUGGUUUGCUUCGAUCGCAGAGAGGAUUGCGCCAACACCUUCGAGCCCCUGGUUCGGCAUGGUUUGGCCAAGUUUGGCUUGCGGGUCUUGAUGGGAACCAACUGGCCGAUCUACCAAGCGUUGCACUCGGACGUUUGGGAGCGACAAAGUCACCGUGGAGUUUUCCAGGAUCCUCAUCUGAGCUGCGUGGAGUCGCAGAUCUUGGACUGGCCACGCUUCAAGCGGAUCUUUGAGAAGGAUGAUUGGUAUCAACCCGCCGUGGACGUGGCCUAUGGCCCCCAACUGGAAGAAUUCUGGCGGGAGGCGGCUCUCGAGUGUCCCUUGGGUUUUGCCAUGGCCAACCUCAUUAAGGCGAUGUUGUGCUCACACACAGAGUCCAUCUGCUUCCGCGCUCACGAGCAGAUGCUGGGUGCCGUCCUGGAAGAAGUGCGGCUGCCGGAUGUGGCCCAAAGCGGAUGGCCCAUCCUUCGCUUGUUGGGACAUGUAGCGCGGGUGGUGAGGCGCCAUGGUUUCCAUCUUGACUUUCUUCCAGAGGAACUGCUUGGAGGAACUCCAACAGCGGCCUCGCAGAGCAUGCAAGAUCUACUCGACUGCUUGCCGAAGCUAACUCUCGCAGCCGAACGUACUGCAGCACGCUGGAACGGCCUGCGCUUGGUCUAUGCGACCAUGGCCUAUGGGACACGUUUCAGCCUUUACCUCAGUCGCUUCCUGAGCCGCGCCGUCGCCUUGUCGUUGGACGUCGUGGCAUUCUGCCUGGACGCUGCAGCCUACGAGGCCUGCCGCAUGGUGGAUGGCCAUUGCGUACGGGGCACACCAUCCAUCCUCAACAAGUUCACUUUGCCAUUGGUGUUGUUGCACCAGAACUUCGAUGUCUUUUGGUUGGACCUGGACGUUUUCCUCUUCCAAUCGCCCACCCGUGCGGUGGCACACCACUUCCGUCACCAGCCCACGGCGGAGCUGUUGGUCUCUGGAUCCUUCGCCGUCGAUUGCAUUUGCAGCGGUGUGGUGCUCUUCCGUUCCACCUCCAAGGUGAAAGAAUGGCUCAAGAAGUUGCUGAUCUGGAUGUACAGCCAUCCCUACGAACACGACCAGAAGCUCUUCAGCGCCUUCCUGCGCUUCGGCGAGCGUGUGGCCUUCGACCAGGAGCUGCCGGUGACGGCGGAGGAGACGCCCAGCGCCGUGGCCGAAACGGCGGGGCACGCGUUGAGCGUGGCGCUUCCUGGACCCCGAGACGCAGUUCGUGUCCGCGCGGCACGUGGACGCCGCCGGCUGGACCGGGGACCCAGACCAGAUCGUGGCGUUUCACAUGCUGCAUGGGGAUUCGGACCAAGCCUUCGCCAGCCGCCAGUUUGCCCAGCGCAACCGCCUGGGUGUGGGCUACCUGCCGCUGCUGGACCUCUUUUUCAACCAAACGGAGCUGCCUGAGUUGUACAAAACCCCGGUGCUGCCGCAUCGACUGUCGCCAGAGCUCAAAGAAGCUCUGUAUCGAUCCUGGCUUCCGCAUCCGAGGCCCAAAGUGCCUCAGAGGUGCAAUGAGACCGUGCCAAUGCAGUAUUGAAAA
This is a messenger RNA of Cladocopium goreaui, 1849 nucleotides long. The record is from the annotation of a GenBank genome assembly. Lineage: Eukaryota; Dinophyceae; Suessiales; Symbiodiniaceae.